CACCAUAGGCAUUAUGGGUACAACAUGGGGUGAGUUGCAUAAGGUUACCAAAGGCAGCAGUGUCAAUGGAGGCUUCUUCCGCACCGGUCCGUGCUUCAGCCGCAGCCCGUAACGCUGCGUCCUCCCCGCUCUGAUGCAGCGGAUCACCAGCCUCGCCGCCUGCCGGGAGCUCGGCGGCCUCGCAGCGAGCACAGCCGGCCGCUGCGCCUCGAAGAGCGGCUCGACCUGCUGCAGGCAGCCGGCCGUGCACCGGCAUUGGUCGGAUGUACGUGUGCGUCCUGCGCGUCCUUUUGCCACCGAGCCAGGCCGGAGGCUGAGCAGGCGGAGGUCUGUGUUUGCCGGAGAGAAACUAAGACUGUUCAGCUCCCAGCCUGGAGGUGACGGGCCGCCGGGGAGCUCCGGUCAGCAGCCCGCCGUCUCCGUGGUCGGCAUCCCAGACCCGCUUACAUGGAUCCGAUGUAAAGUCAUCAUGUGUCUAGUCGAUCUGUACUUUGAAUUAGACAUCAACUCUGAGGAGUUUGACAAAGGAGUGAAGCAGGCUUUGGUCCAUGUCUCCAGCAAGAUGUCCAGUGGCAGAUAUCAUGAGCUAAGGGGAAUAGUGUCCAAUGAGAUGAUAGAAUACGUUGAGAAGAAGUGCAGUUCUCUCACUGAUGCUCAGAGGCAGCAGCUAGGAGUCAAAAUGGAUGAUAUUAUAUUUGUGCUCCCAGAAGAUAUCUCUGUCGUUUUUGAUCAAUAUGGUAGAAAGUUCUGUUUUGUCGUCAUGAGAUUUUGGCUCCUGUCAUCACAUGAAGGUCCUGAUGACCCAGAGGGUACAAAAAUCUUCAAAGUGGCCUCUGAUGAAGAUGGCGGCCCUCAGAAGAAAAUUGCAACUGCUGUUUAUGAGUUCCACCGUGAACUGACGAGGGGAGCCUCUCCUGACUGGACGGUCACCACUGUUUGGCACUGGCACUGGAAACUGGCCAAGUGAUGUGACUCAAAUUUGGGCCAUUUGUCAUCAGGACACAAGAAACUAGUGAUCUGCUGAAUUUACACCCCUAUGAAAGACAAUAUGCAAAGUGAGCAAAAGUUUGAAGAACUGUCCAUUGGGAUCACUUGAAAUGGGACCCACAGCACUGAAGCUGUCACACCUGCAGACCUCACAACUUUACAUACAGUAUGUAAAUGAACCUCCUGUGCUACUUGACUGUCCUUUUAUGCCUUUAAAGCCCUACUCCAGUGAUUUCACACAACUGAAAACAUUUGUAAUACAAGUCAGACUAGAAGUAGCACCUGACGCAGCUGCACUUGUUUUUGCCUCAAUUUCUGCCUUGUCAUGUCUCAUUUGUGUCUUCCUCUCGACUGCUCACACUUUUAAUUAACACUCACAGAAGAACAUAUGAACAGAGAGGUGAAAUCACUGGAGGAAGGCUUUUAAACUCUCUCCCUCUCAGUUAAGUGUGUUGCCAAGAAAGUCCAACUCCAUGUGCUAGCUUUUUCUCAACCUUUUAAGUUUUUCAUUAAGUGGAGUUUUCACAGUUGUCAUGGUGACAGUUCAGUUGUCAUCACGUGACCAAUGGUAAGCAUGAAACUUUGUCACGUACCAACUAGGGAUGCGCAAUAUUGGAUUUUUGCCAAUAUGUCGAUAAUUUCCAACUCAUUCUGGCUGAUUGCUGAUAGAUGCACAUAUUUUUUACACCUAAUUGAAGAGAACAUCAGGUCUCUCCUGCAGUGGAAUUAACAUAUUAUUAUGCCUACUCUUGAUGGCUCACUGUCAGGCACAGACUUGAUGCUUUUCAAGUGUUUACAUUUACUGGGCAAAAUAAGAAAACUACUUUAAAUGUAAAAUAUGCCAUAAUUAUUUUUUCUGCACUGUUGUUAAUAUUUUAAAAGCCUUUACAGGAUGAUACCAAAGAUGAUGCAGACAUUAUGUCCCUUUAGUGCUAACACAUCAGCUGAGUCAUCUUCAUGACAACUGAGUAACUUAUUUAGUACAAAAGGCUGAGAUGAGGCUGACAGAAAAGCUAGUAAAUGGACCUCAGGAUAAGAUUUUUUGGUCAAACCACUGUUUCCAAGGUCAAUAAUGAUACUCGGUUCUGCUGAGUUUGUUACACCAAUGUAUUCUAUCAAUAAAUUGCUUGAAUAUGGCAACAAUUUA
Molecule: messenger RNA, 2134 nt
Organism: Amphiprion ocellaris (clown anemonefish)
Lineage: Eukaryota; Metazoa; Chordata; Actinopteri; Pomacentridae
Exons: 5
Coding region: 134-967 (277 amino acids)
Biological process (GO): protein insertion into mitochondrial inner membrane from matrix; inner mitochondrial membrane organization
Cellular component (GO): mitochondrial inner membrane
Molecular function (GO): ribosome binding
Source: RefSeq, a predicted model, not a curated record